AUGAAUGUAGCUAAAUGUGGUUGCAAGGAAAAUCGACCUCCGAUGGCUGGGCGUACUGUUUGUGUUUGCUCCACAAACGCAAAAAAAAUGCCAGCUGCUAGCUUCAAGAUACCAACAAUACCUGUUAGUCGUCCAUUACAGGUUAAUAACAAGGAACAUCCUGGAAAACAAGAAACACAUGGUAAAGAGGAGAAAAAGAAACAAUGGGCUCUAACAGACUUUGAUUUAGGCCGUCCUCUCGGGAAAGGUAAAUUUGGUAACGUAUACUUAGCAAGAGAAAAAGAAUCACACUAUGUAGUAGCACUUAAGGUUCUAUUUAAGAGUCAAAUCCUAGAUUCAGAGAUAGAACAUCAAGUCCGACGCGAAGUUGAAAUACAGUGUAGACUGAGGCAUCCGAACAUUUUGCGUAUGUACGGCUAUUUUCACGACGAAAAAAGGAUAUAUUUAAUUUUGGAGUACGCGAAACACGGUGCGCUGUACAAAUUACUGAAGGAACGCGGGCGUUUCGAUGAAAAAACUGCAGCCAUUUAUGUGCGAGAUUUAACCAUGGCUUUGAUCUACUGUCAUUCAAAGAAAGUUAUUCACAGAGAUAUAAAACCCGAAAACUUGUUAAUCGGUCAUAAUUUCGAGUUGAAAAUUGCUGACUUUGGUUGGUCGGUUCAUUCACCGUCCUCAAGACGUAUGACUCUAUGUGGAACGUUGGAUUAUUUAUCUCCAGAGAUGAUUGAAGGUAAACCCCAUAACUAUGCUGUUGACAUCUGGAGUCUAGGAGUUUUGUGUUAUGAAUUACUUGUAGGAUUGCCUCCGUUUGAUGCAAAGGACUCGCACCAGACAUACAGAAAAAUAAGAUAUGUUAUAAUCAAGUACCCAGACUUUAUUUCAGAGAAAGCAAAAGAUUUAAUGGGUAAGUUAUUAGUUAUCAAUCCGGAACAGAGAUUACCCUUAAUGCAAGUUUUACAGCAUCCAUGGAUUAUAGAAAAUGCCCCGGAAGGUGCUCGGCCUUCUUUUGUCAAUGAACAAAAGUAAUUAGCAAGUUUUGUCUUUGAUGUUUUACUGUAAUGAUGACUUAUUUUGUUAUCAAUUAUUGUUCAAUUUUAGAAUAAUUUACUUAAUUAUGAUAUGAAAUAAAGUUAAUACAUUA
Melitaea cinxia (Glanville fritillary) is the source of this 1141-nucleotide messenger RNA. RefSeq names its product serine/threonine-protein kinase Aurora-2-like. Gene Ontology annotation, biological process: regulation of cytokinesis; protein phosphorylation; mitotic spindle organization. The coding region runs from base 1 to 1026 and encodes 341 amino acids. Gene Ontology annotation, cellular component: spindle microtubule; chromosome passenger complex; spindle midzone. The record is from RefSeq and is a predicted model, not a curated record. The transcript has a single exon. Gene Ontology annotation, molecular function: ATP binding; protein kinase activity. Lineage: Eukaryota; Metazoa; Arthropoda; Insecta; Lepidoptera; Nymphalidae.